Messenger RNA from Motacilla alba alba, 3283 nucleotides. RefSeq names its product MAF bZIP transcription factor (gene MAF). Gene Ontology annotation, biological process: regulation of transcription by RNA polymerase II. Gene Ontology annotation, molecular function: RNA polymerase II cis-regulatory region sequence-specific DNA binding; DNA-binding transcription factor activity, RNA polymerase II-specific. The record is from RefSeq and is a predicted model, not a curated record. The transcript is spliced from 3 exons. Gene Ontology annotation, cellular component: nucleus. The coding region runs from base 943 to 2067 and encodes 374 amino acids. NCBI's taxonomy places the organism in Eukaryota, Metazoa, Chordata, Aves, Passeriformes, Motacillidae.
CGGGCUGGACUCAGGGGCAGCCGCGGGCACUCCGCCCCGGGGUAGGGCGCUCGCCCGCGGGCGCGCACGGUGCGGAGCGGGCCGGCGGUGGCCGAGGCGAGGCGAGCGGAGCCCGGGCGCGGUGGCGGCGGCCAGGAGGGGGUUAAGCGGGCGCUGACAGUCAGCUGAGCCCUGACUGACAGCCCGCAAAGUUUCCCUGUCGCUAGACUCUUAUGCUAAUGAGGCCGGGCGGCGCGCGCCCAUUGGCCCGGCCCCGAGCCCGUGUCCCGCCUGACGUCACGGGCGCUAUAAAACUCCGCAAUGCUUUAAACUCUCCUGCCGGAUCAAACCUUUAAAUAUUUUUCAUCUUCUUGCUGUAGCUUUGAGGCCGAGUUGUUUUUUUUUUUCUCUCUCUCUUUUUUUUUAACUCUUAUUAUUAUUGUUAUUAUUUUGGUUGCGAUACAGACUUUGAGGUUUUUUUUGAUUUUUUUUGCCUUCGCUCUCUUUCCCUCCUUCCUCCCCCGAUGAACCUCUCUCCUCGCUCUGCACUUUGCAGGAGAGAGCCCAGAGGAAAAGCACCAUGAAGUGUUAAAAAUAACAAAACAAAACAACAACAACAACAAAUUUACUCGCAACACCAGCUAACACUUCCAGCUGCGGCUCGAGAGCUGCGAAAGAGCGAGAGGAGAGAGAGAGAAGGGAGGGAGAGAGGAGGAAAAAAAAAAAAAACCCUCUAUGCAAAAGGCGAAUAGCGAGAGCCCCGCGCUCUGAUGCAUCAGCGGAGCCUCUGCGAGGGAUAACGCGGAGCGGGAGAGGAGCCGCCGGGGCGGACCGGAUCGGAGGCAGAGCAGGAGAGCGGAGCGGAGCUCGCCAAAAAUCAAGCUGGCUCACCCGGUGGCGACUCAGAGCAGCCCCCUCGCUCCCGGAGCGCACCCUUUCUGGAGGACUCUCGGCAGCAAAAGGAUGGCAUCAGAGCUGGCGAUGAGCAGCUCCGACCUGCCCACCAGUCCCCUGGCCAUGGAAUAUGUUAAUGACUUCGAUCUGAUGAAGUUUGAAGUGAAAAAGGAGCCGGUGGAGACCGAUCGCAUUAUCAGCCAGUGCGGCCGCCUGAUCGCCGGGGGAUCGCUCUCCUCCACCCCGAUGAGCACGCCCUGCAGCUCCGUGCCCCCGUCCCCCAGCUUCUCGGCGCCCAGCCCCGGCUCCGGCUCCGACCAGAAGACCCACCUGGAAGACUACUACUGGAUGACGGGGUACCCGCAGCAGCUCAACCCGGAGGCGCUGGGCUUCAGCCCCGAGGACGCGGUGGAGGCGCUGAUCAACAGCAGCCACCACCCGCUGCCCGGCGCCUUCGAUGGCUAUGCUAGAGGGCAGCAGCUGGCCGCGGCCGCCGGCGGCUCCGUGCCGGCCGAGGAGAUGGGCUCGGCGGCCGCCGUGGUGUCGGCGGUGAUCGCCGCGGCGGCGGCGCAGGGCGGCGCGCCCCACUACCACCACCACCACCACCACCCGCACCACGGCGGCGGCGGCGGCGGCGGCGGCGGCGGGCACCCCCACGCCGCGGCGCCGGGCAGCGCGCCGCCCUCCUCCGCCUCCUCGGCCGCCGGCUCCGGCUCCGGCGGCGGCGGCGGCGGCGGCGCCGGGGGGCUGCACCACCCGCACCACGGCGGCGGCGGCGGCGGCGGCGGCGGCGGCGGCGGCGGCCUCCACUUCGACGACCGCUUCUCCGACGAGCAGCUGGUGACCAUGUCGGUGCGGGAGCUGAACCGGCAGCUGCGGGGCGUCAGCAAGGAAGAGGUGAUCCGGCUGAAGCAGAAGAGGAGGACCCUCAAAAACAGGGGCUAUGCCCAGUCCUGCCGCUUCAAGAGGGUCCAGCAGCGGCACGUCCUGGAGUCGGAGAAGAACCAGCUGCUGCAGCAAGUGGAGCACCUAAAGCAGGAGAUCUCCAGGCUGGUCCGGGAGAGGGACGCCUACAAGGAAAAGUACGAGAAGCUGGUCAGCAAUGGCUUCAGAGAAAACGGAUCCAGCAGCGACAACCCUUCCUCUCCAGAGUUUUUCAUGUACCCGAGAGAAUCAUCUACAACGGUGAUGUGAAAAUUCCUGUUACCUGAGGUCAAAAAUAAAAGAAAAUGUGAUGCUGGACUGAGGAUGGCUUAGAACAACCUUCUGGCAUGAAGACAGCUACAAAGCACAAAAUACAAAAAAAUGAACUCAGAAAGAAACAAGAAAAAAAACAGCGUUUUCUUGGCAUCAACAAGAAGCUCUUUAUUUUUCCUCAAGUUUUCUUUUCUAAAAAAAAUGGAACUAAGACAUUUGCAGAAAUGAGACAAACUUUCUCUUCAGGUGACAAUAUUCAAGCAAGCAUGUUGUUUUAUUGAAUUUAAAUGGAAAGAAAAGACAGAUUUGGAAUGGGAUACAGUAUCAGGAGAACUGAGAAACUGUGGACUUUCAAGGAAAUAAAACUCCUUAAAACUGUGAACCGAGAAAUUGAUGGAAAUACCAUUUAAACCCCUGAUUACACUCUGUGUGUUCUUAAGGAGACAUCAUCAUCUUUGCUAACUCGACAGUAAUUAGGGAAUGGUUUACAACAUAUUGUAAUCUUUUAAGAAAAAAAAACAACACCAGAAAUAUUUAAUUAGCUGUGACUUUACCAUUACUGUUCAGAUGUCUUCCUGCACCUUCUUUUUCUAGACAAUGCAGAUGUACUUGCAGCCAACAGUCAAGGGCUGAAAAGAUUUCUUUCCUCAAUAAUCUUUUGAUUUGCCACACCCAAUAAAAUCCUUGUAGGGAAAAAGAAUCAACACAACUACCAUCUCCCAAUCAAUACCUAAAGCCUAACAGACAGUAAUUAUCAAAAUAAGGAGGAAAUCCCAUAUUGGGCUACAUACCUACCCAUUAAUCAAAACAACAGAAAUUAUCUGCAGAAUUGCUUUUCUAAAAUAAGACAGAAGACGCCUCCUUGGGUUACACUUUGAACAGGCUGUAAUGAAAAGAAAGAGAACCGAGACUAACUAAGCCCCAGGAAGCCGCAUUGUCCCUGUAACCCACAGUAUUCCCCACCUCCCAUUAGUAUUUAACAUUUUUCACUAUGUUGUGACUGCUAUUAUUUCAUUUAACACCGGUUAAUCUGUAUCUGAGGUACAUGGAAACCCUCUAGAUGAUAAGAUUGGACAGGUUCCAGCGUUGGCAGUUUCCGAGCGUGCACACACUCGUGUGUUUUGAUCCUUCCAGGAGCUCCCUGCUAUUUGGCCUGGCUGCCAGCUCGUUCUUGGAUCAGCCUGUCGCUCAGCUCCCAGAGGGCAGCGGCCGU